AUGACAAUUCUCAUUAUUUUGAACAUACUUGUAUUUAACUCAAUUGCCAUAACAUGUCAAAAAUCAUAUUAUGAAAAGAAUGGAGAUUGUAUUAAAUGCCCUUUGUAUUGUUAUGAAGAUUCUUGUUUAGAUGAAGUAGGUUGUACAAAGUGCAAAGAAGGAAGUUUUCUUUCAGACGAUGGUAAAUGUUAUUCAUGUCAAACUGGAUGUUUUUCUUGCACUGAUUCAACUCAUUGUCAACAGUGUAGUAAUGGAUUUGUUAAACGAGAGGAUAAAUGUUGUAUGGCUUAUUGUGAUGUUCAUUGUAAAUGUAACUCAUGUAAUGAAAAUGGUUGUAUGUCAUGUGUUAAUGGAUUUUAUUUGAAUAAUAGUCAGUGUGUUUCAUGUCCUUUACAUUGUGAUUUAUGUACAUAUAAUCAAUGUUUUGCCUGUGAAAAUGGAUAUUCAUAUGAUUCAAUUACAAAAUCAUGUAUUGAAAAUAAGACUAAUAACUUCACAAUGAGAUUCAUCUUUACUAUUCUUUGUGCAAGUUUAUGUCUUUUAUUUAUUAUUGCAACAAGUUCUAUCUUUCUUAUUUUAAAAAGAGAACGUGAAGAGAGAAUGAAAAAAGUUGUUAAAGCUCUUCUUUAG
Molecule: messenger RNA, 630 nt
Organism: Entamoeba histolytica HM-1:IMSS
Lineage: Eukaryota; Evosea; Mastigamoebida; Endamoebidae
Product: CXXC-rich protein
Exons: 2
Coding region: 1-630 (209 amino acids)
Source: RefSeq, a predicted model, not a curated record